Molecule: messenger RNA, 1093 nt
Organism: Sphaerodactylus townsendi
Lineage: Eukaryota; Metazoa; Chordata; Lepidosauria; Squamata; Sphaerodactylidae
Gene: NDUFB8
Product: NADH:ubiquinone oxidoreductase subunit B8
Exons: 5
Coding region: 53-616 (187 amino acids)
Biological process (GO): mitochondrial electron transport, NADH to ubiquinone
Cellular component (GO): mitochondrion
Source: RefSeq, a predicted model, not a curated record
CGCUCCAGCCGGGCCCCUUCCGCGCAGGCGCAUUGUUGAAGCGGGCCUGGCGAUGGCGGCGGGGCCCUGCUGUUGCUGGCGGAUGUUGGCCGGGCGGGGGGGGCGGUGGCGGCGGCGCGGCUGGACGGCGGGGGGGCUUCUUCCGUGCGGCGCCCGGGCAGCCUCGAACCUGCCCAAGGAUCUGCUGCCGGGCCCCUUCCCCAGGACGCCGGAGGAGCGCGCCGCCGCCGCCCGCAAGUACAACCUGCGCGUGGAGGACUACGAGCCCCUCCCGGACGACGGCCUCGGUUAUGGUGAUUAUCCCAAGCUCCCAGACCGAUCCCAGCAUGAAAGAGAUCCUUAUUACACUUGGGACUACAGUGAUCUGAGACGGAACCAUGGAGAACCGAUGCACUGGGAUUUUGACAAGUUCCUCCGGACUCGGGUUGACACCACCCCUACGAUGGUUCCGUGGCAUACGAUGCGCAACACUCUCUUCGGCUUUAUUGGCUUCAUGGUCUUCAUGUUUGGCCUGGGGCAGAUCUAUCCAUCAUAUCAACCUGUGCUUGCUGAAGAAAGCACCCUUGCUGGACCAACAGCAUCCCGAGUCUACUUUAACUCCUCCUGUUCUGAUUGAUGGGGAGGACCACCAUGAAAUCUCUGCUAUUCGGGACUCUCACAUCUAUCGUAACCGCUUACAAUAUUUGGUAUCCUGGAAAGGCUGGCUACCUGGACAUGACCAAUGGGUCAAUGUGGAAGACAUCAAGGCUCCUAGGCUCAUUCAGGAGUUUCAUCACAACUGUCCAAGCAAACCGAGGGGAGGGCCCUAGAGAGAGCAGAAAUGUCAGGAUACUUUAGGGGUGCUGGAGCUGCUUAGCACUUUGGGCUUAUGGGGAAUAUUAGUCUGUGUUUCAUUUCUUGCAGCUCACCACCAGGUGCUGGCCAAGGUCAGCUCCAACGGACUUUUGCUUUUAUCAAACUGCCUGCAUAUUUCUCUGUCUGUUCAUAUGGGGGGGGGGUGUCUCCUUAUUACUGAUGUUUGCACGCGGAAAAGUCAAUUCUGGCUUUUCCAAGCUGCUCUCUGGAUGCAUGAAUAAACCUCCAUUCUCUACAA